Haemonchus placei is the source of this 1224-nucleotide messenger RNA. The record is from the annotation of a GenBank genome assembly. Lineage: Eukaryota; Metazoa; Nematoda; Chromadorea; Rhabditida; Trichostrongylidae.
AUGCAACCGCCGCAAGUCCAAGUGAACAAUGGAGCAUCAUUUAGUGGUGUGAUUUUCGUAAAGAACAAAUACGACACAUGCCGUGUGGAGGUAGCAAAUUCAAACUCUGCAACUCUGGUCUUAGGACUACCUAGAGAUUUUGGUAUGCGACCGAUUUCACUAGAAGGACUGGAAGAGACUACUUCAAAACCUGACGGAAAGAGAAAUGAAAAAGCUGAGCGAGUAAAGGAUGAGCGUGAGGAGUUCCGACAAAAACGCCAGGCAGCUGAAAGCCGUGACUGUGGCUUGAUUGACAUGUUGAAUGGCACUUACAAAACAACUGUGGUCAUACAAACAAAUAAUCUUGGUAUUCCUGGACUGGUAACCUCUAUGGACCAGCUGUACGAGGUGUCAUGUGACUAUUCAAGUAUGCUUGGAGGGAAAGUCCAAGCAGGAUACAAUAUGACUGUGCUAGGUCCCGAACCAAAUCUGAUACAACCGAGAGGAAAAAUCGAGCUCGGCAAUCCCGUAUUCAUGCAACUAGUGAGCGGUGACGGAGAACAACCCGUUGUUCAGGCUAAACUCGGCGAUAUAUUAGAAUUGCGUUGGGAGAUCAUGGCAAUGGAUGAUGAACUCGAUUUCUUCGUAAAAGACUGCUUCGCUGAACCUGGUGUAGGAGCAAAAGCUGAAGAGAAGCUGCAGUUGAUUCAGGGAGGAUGUCCAACACCGGCUGUUGCUCAGAAACUCAUUCCCGGUCCAAUAGAAGUGCAGUCGACGUCGGUGAAGGUCGCACGAAUGCAAGCGUUCCGCUUUGAUUCUUCUAGUUCUGUCAGAGUCACUUGCGAGCUCGACAUCUGUAAAGGAGACUGCACCCCGGUUGAGUGCGGAUUAACUGGGGGGCAACGGCAGUCAUGGGGACGCAAGAAGAGGGAAUCGGAGAAUUCCGUCGUGGAGUACGAAACGGCACGAUACAGAGUGCCUAAGCAUACUCGGGCAACAACAUCUAUCGUUAUUAUCGAUCCUUUGCAACAGGUUCAAGAGCCAGUCAGUUUGGCACGCGCGUCAGCAAUUGAUUUUACUCGGGAGGAGGCUGAAGAGAUCCCUGUGUCGACCGCUGGACAGAUGUGCUUGGCGAAACCGACUUUGAUUGGUGUUUUCGGAUUGCUUCUAACUUUAACGUCCGUACAAGCGAUCGUCGUCAUACAGUACCUCGUCAAACGGCUGUACAGUUCGACAAAACUCUAA